UGAACAUGUCCGGCGUGUCUUCAGCCCAGAAUCUCAGAGAGUUCAUCAGCGAGCGGCUGACUGCCGCCGCGGAGGAAAUCUUCUCGGUCUUCCAGAGAACCAUCGCCCAGUACGAGGAAGAGCUGGACCGCCAGCGCAGACUGCUGGACGGCGGCUGGAGACCGGACAGCGGCUUCCAGAGAGCAGAUUUCCCUCGGUGUUGUGUCAGGACGAAGCAGAUUCCUGCUGAGCUGCAGCUCCAGAACCAGCAGGACUCCAGUUUGGACCAUCCACAGAUCAAAGAGGAACAGGAGGAUGUGUGGAGCACUCCGGAGGACGGACAGGUGGUCCUGAAGCAGGAGACCGACGUCCUGAUGGUGGCGCCGUCGCUCCAGGAAGGAAACUUCAGCGAACCAGAAUCAGAACGGAUCCAACAGGAGAGACCGGAUCGGGAUAGAGGCUGGACCGACGAAUCUGGGCUGGACAGAGACACGGAGAUGAAGGACAGCCGGGACAGGAUGCUGAUGGACAACUGUCCCCUGUUGAAAAGUAAGAGAGACCGAAGAGACGGAAAAACCUCAGAGAACUCAGGAAGCACGACUCGCUUCAGAAUCCACACAGACUUUCCAAAGCAUUUUCUCCGGAAGGAGGCAAAUAUUUCCGUUGGCCAGGCGGGGAACUCCAGUCUGGACCAGGAGCAACUUGAAGAUCCUGAGAUUAAAGAGGAGCAGGAAGACGUCUGCGUUCGUGAUGAAGAUGAACUGGUGGUGAAGCAGGAGGUGGAUAGCUUCCUAGUGACAUCUGAUUAUGAGGAAACUGACCACAGUGAGUCAGAACCAAACCAGAACGCCUCCCAUGCAGCUGAGAGGCAGAAACAGGAAGGAAACUGGGACAAAGACUCGGGAUCCAGCCAGAAUCGGACAAGUCAAAGUAACGCAGCGGACGGUCUCCCUCCAUUCGAUAGUGUCUGUAAUUCUGACUCCGGUAAUAAAUCUACAAAAUGUUCUGUCUGUGGGAAAACCUUCAGCAGCAACUUCAAAAUGCGGAAACAUUACAGAAUCCACACGGGAGAGAAACCGUAUUCCUGUAAGAUCUGCAGGAAAGCUUUCCGGGAGAGCAAAUACCUGUCGGUCCACAUGAGAACUCACACUGGGGAGAAGCCAUAUUCAUGUGAAACCUGUGGGAAAAGCUUCAGUCAGAACAGCCAUUUGAGUUCCCACAAGAGAACCCACACAGGGGAGAAGCCGCACCCCUGCAGCACCUGUGGGAGGAGGUUUGCUGAAGCAUCGGCGCUCAGAAACCACAUGCUCACACACACCGGAGAAAAACCUUUUUCCUGCCAUAUUUGUGGGAAAAUCCUACGGUACAGCAGCAGCUUGUCAGCUCACAUGAAGAUCCACACGGGAGAGAAGCCUUUUGUAUGCAAGACCUGCGGGAAAUGCUUCAGCCAUAACAGCAGCCUGAUUUCCCACGUGAGGAUCCACACUGGAGAGAAGUCGUACCAGUGCACGACAUGCGGCCGCUGCUUCAGCCACAGCACCACGCUGCUGCGCCACACCCGCAGCCACACCGGGGAGCGCCCGUACUCCUGCGCCACCUGUGGGAAGUGUUUCAACAGCAGCAGCCACCUGAGCGUCCACAUGACCACCCACACCCGGGAGAAGCUGUACUCCUGCACUAUGUGCAGCAAGCGCUUCAGCCAUGGCAGCAACCUGGUGCGCCACAUGCGGACGCACACCGGCGAGCGGCCCUACUCCUGCCAGGCCUGCAGCAAGCGCUUCAAAAGCAGCACUCACCUGUCGCGACACAUGAAGACUCACAGGAAGGGUUGCAGUCCGGAGGUGGAGAUAGUCCUGGAGGACGGCGGCGCUCCGGCCGCUCAGACCCAGAAUCUCAGAGAGUUCAUCAGCGAGCGGCUGACUGCCGCCGCGGAGGAAAUCUUCUCGGUCUUCCAGAGAACCAUCGCCCAGUACGAGGAAGAGCUGGACCGCCAGCGCAGACUGCUGGACGGCGGCUGGAGACCGGAGGUUCGGCUGGACCGGACAGAAUUUCCUGUUCAGUUCCUGAGGAAAGAGGAAGAGGAAGUCCAGCAGCUCUGGAAGUCCAGUUCUGACCGGGAGGAACCAGAACCUUCCCGGGUCAAAGAGGAAGAUGAUGCUCUCUGCUUCGUCCGUGAUGAAGACCCACCGGUUCUGAAGCCGGAUGCUGAUAUCGCCAUGGUAACAUCUGCUGAUAGCGAGCCAGAACCCAGCAGGGACCGGAGCGUGUCCGAGUCGGAGACCCGAUACCCGGCGGGAAGCUGGAGCGAUGACUCGGACUCGGCCAGAGAUCGGACCGGGUUCUGGGGCAGCAGGCAGGAAGGUCAGGAACCAGACGCUCUGACUCCAAACAGCGGCCUGCUCGGCGCUGCUGCCGCUGGGGUCAGAGGUCAGGACGGAAGCUGGAUCAAGAAGGAGCUGGAGCCAAAGAGGAGACGGGUCAGGAAGAGGAGCAGCGGUUCCGGCCUGGUUCCGGGUGGACUGGGGCUGCGGCCCGUUUCCUGCGAUGUCUGUGGUAAAGCCUUCAGGUGCAACUCGGAGAUGCGAGUCCACUUGCGCGUUCACACGGGUGAGAAACCGUUCUCCUGCGACGUCUGCCAGAGGGCGUUCAGCUUCAAGGUCAACCUGUCUGUCCACAUGCGGACGCACACGGGAGAGAAACCGUACGCCUGUCAGUUCUGCGAGAAACGCUUCUCGGAUCAUUCAUCGCUCCGGAAGCACACCAACGUUCACACAGGAGAGAGGCCGUACUCCUGCGCCGUCUGCGGAAAGCGCUUCAGCCGCAGCAGCCACAUGUGGCGGCACGUGAUAAAGAUGUACGUCCUGCAUCCCGCCGUGUUAGCUGUGAACAUGUCCGGCGUGUCUUCAGCCCAGAAUCUCAGAGAGUUCAUCAGCGAGCGGCUGACUGCCGCCGCGGAGGAAAUCUUCUCGGUCUUCCAGAGAACCAUCGCCCAGUACGAGGAAGAGCUGGACCGCCAGCGCAGACUGCUGGACGGCGGCUGGAGACCGGACAGCGGCUUCCAGAGAGCAGACCUGCUGCGACAGUACCUGCGCAAGAAGCCGGAGAUUCCUGCCGCACCGCAGCUUUUGCACCAGCAGGGGGCGUCGGCGCUGACCCGACAGCAGCCAGAACCUCUGGAGUUUAAAGGACACGAGAGAGCAGAGAGUUUCCUCCUCAGAGCUGAGCGGAGGAGCCUGGAGGAGCCGCUGGUUCUGAAGCAGGAGGCGACUUACACAGACGGACGCCGCAGGGCUCCAGAACCGAAACACAAGUUUUCUCUGGAAGGAAGAGAGCAGACCAGAACCAGGAACCCGACCGGCAGCAGAGAGGGCGGCUCCACCUCAGAGAACCGAGACCAAACCCAGAAAUCAGAACUGACCUUCCAGCAGAAUGCAGAAACAGAUGCUCCACAGCGUUGUGUCUCCCUGGAGGCGGAGCCUCCUGCAGACCGGAAGGAGCAGCAGGAAGCAGAACCUCCACAGAUUAAAGAGGAGCAGGACGAGCAGCUGAUGCUGAAGGAGGAGAUCGACUCCUUCACCGUGACGUCGGCUUAUGAGGAAAGCGACGAAAGUGAAGCUGAAGGAAAAGCCAAGCAGAACGUUUUCCUCGGCUUCCAGGAGGGAAGCUGGGAGCGAGAGUCUGGAUCAGCAAGCAGCCCCCACCCGAUGCCACGUCCUAAACACAUGAGUUACAGUUACAACCUGAGCGCUGAGAGUCCGAGCAACGCCGGGACCAGCGACGGACCCUCAGGAUGUCAGCUCUGUGGGAAAAACUUUGGCAGCGACACAGAAUUAAAGGAACAUUUUAAAAUCCAUGUGGUGGAGAAGCCAUUUUCCUGCAAUGUGUGUGGAAAAGCUUUCAAAUACAACAUCAAGCUGCUGAUCCACAUGAGGACGCACACUGGGGAGAAACCAUUUUCCUGCGAAAUCUGCGGCAAAGGUUUCAGCCAGAAGGUCAAUCUGAACGUCCACAUGAGGACGCACACGGGUGAGAAGCCGUAUCUCUGCAAGACCUGCGGAAAGAGGUUCUCUGACCAGUCUGGCUUUAAACGCCACAUGACCAUCCACACGGGCGAGAGGCCCUACAUCUGCAAAACCUGCAACAAAGCCUUCAGGUACAGCGUCCACCUCAUGGUCCACAUGCGAACGCACACGGACGAGCGACCGUACUUCUGUAAAACCUGUGGCAGAACCUUCUCCGACCCGUCCACACUCCGAAAGCACACCAUGACCCACACAGGCGAGAGAUCCUACUCCUGCCAGACCUGCGGGAAGAGCUUCAGCGACAACAGCAACCUGCUGCGGCACAUGAGGACGCACACGGGUGAGAAGCCGUAUUCCUGCGAGAUCUGCGGCAAAAGCUUCAGUCAGAGCAGCAACUUGAUGCAGCACAUCCGCACCCACACGGGCGAGCGACCGUACCCCUGCGGCAUCUGCGACAAGAGCUACAGCCACAGCUGCACGCUGCUCAAACACAUGAGGAGCCAUUCGGGCGAGAAGCCGUACUCCUGCCAGCUCUGCGGCAGAUGUUUCAGUCACAAAUGUACGCUGCUGAAGCACAUGAAGAUCCACACAGACGGCGGCGCUACUGACAGGGUGUUAGCUGUGAACAUGUCCGGCGUGUCUUCAGCCCAGAAUCUCAGAGAGUUCAUCAGCGAGCGGCUGACUGCCGCCGCGGAGGAAAUCUUCUCGGUCUUCCAGAGAACCAUCGCCCAGUACGAGGAAGAGCUGGACCGCCAGCGCAGACUGCUGGACGGCGGCUGGAGACCGGAGGUUCGGCUGGACCGGACAGACCUUUCUCAGUAUUUCCUCCAGAAACAAGAGGAGAUUCCUGCUGAGCUGCAGACCAGAAACCAGAAGAUGGAUCCAAAUGUGGCCCAAACGGAACCAGAAGGUUCGGAGGCGAAAGAGAACCAGGAAGCACCAGAAACGUUCCAACUUAAAGAAGAACAAAAUGAACCAGGAGCUCCACAAGUUAAAGAGGAGCAUGAAGAGCUCUGCGCCAAUCUGGAGGAAGAGAACCUGGUUCUGAUGCCGAUGGUGGGCUCCUCUCAUGAAGAAGGUUUGAACACUGAGUCAGAACCGGACCAGAACCAGCUUCAGCCUGACAGCCAACCAGACAGACAAGAUCAGAAUGAAAACUGGACUAACGACUCUGGAUCAUCUGGAAAUGCAGAACUGAAGCUGAAAAAUGAUCAGAGCACAGCUGAUGAGACGUUGUCUCUGAAAUGUGACGUUUGUGGAAAAUUAUUCUCCAGAGCUUCUAAAUUACGUUCUCAUUCCAGAGUCCACUCUGGAGAGGAACCGUAUUCCUGUAAAGUCUGCAAGAGAACCUUCCGAUACAAGUAUAACAUGCUGAGCCACAUGAGGACGCACACGGACGAGAAACCAUAUUCCUGCAAAACCUGCGGCCGAAAUUUCCGCUUUCGAAGCAGCUUCAUGGUCCACAUGAGGACCCACACAGGGGAGAGGCCAUACUUCUGCCAGACCUGCGGAAAAAUGUUUCCCGAACUGCAAUCACUCAAGAAGCACACGAUGAUCCACACCGGCGAGAAACCGCAUUCCUGUAGAACCUGUGAGAAAGGCUUCAGCAGCCGCAGCCACCUGGUGCGCCACAUGCAGGUUCACUCUGCAGACCGGCCGUACCAAUGUCAGACCUGCGGGAAAGGCUACGGCUGCAGCAGCAAUUUCCGCAGGCACAUGAUGAGCCACACGGGUGAGAGACCGUUCGUCUGCACCACGUGCGGCGUGCGCUUCAUGCGCAGCAGCAACCUGAAACGGCACAUGAGGAACCACUCCGAAGACAGACCGCACUUCUGCAAAACCUGCGGUAAGACGUUCUCCCUGCGGUCGGCGCUGUCCAAGCACAUGCUGAUCCACACGAGCGCCAGGCCUCACGCGUGCAACACGUGUGGAAAACGAUUCAUAAAAACGUCUCAUCUGAGGCGCCACUUGAAGACUCACGUGGCUCCAAAGCAUCUUUCUGAAGGAACCAAUCAGUGACCAGCUCCUGCUGCGGCUGCCGACCCGAUUCACCUCAUCAGCUCUACAUGCUGGACUUCAACUAAAAGAGUUUCAGAGACAUUUUAUUUCAAACGUCAGGAUUUUCUGUGCCAACAUAAUGGAUGGAUGUUCUUACUAAAGAGACGCUUCAUCGUUUUUCUACAGUUUGAAAUGAUAAAAAAGGGAAGUUACUGGUUUAAAACUUCUGGUGGAAUCAGGAUUUUUUUUUUUGCCAAAUAAAUAGGAAAUUAUUUUGUCCUCAUCUCUUAUAUUUAGAUUGAAUAUGAAUUUUGUUUUAUAUGAAUUGUAAAUUCAACAAAAAAUGUAUUCUUAUUGUCAAAACUUUGAACAGUUUAAUACUUGAAUUCAUCCGUCAUUUAGCUCAGGGAGAAUGUGAUAAUACAUAAAACAUAGACAUAUUAAUAUGUCGAGAUGGAUGUUGAUGUAUAGAUGGACAAUAAAGUGAAUCAGCAUCACUGGGAA
This is a messenger RNA of Gambusia affinis (western mosquitofish), 6503 nucleotides long. Its product is annotated as zinc finger protein 236-like. Gene Ontology annotation, molecular function: RNA polymerase II cis-regulatory region sequence-specific DNA binding; DNA-binding transcription factor activity. The transcript has 12 exons. Lineage: Eukaryota; Metazoa; Chordata; Actinopteri; Cyprinodontiformes; Poeciliidae. The record is from RefSeq and is a predicted model, not a curated record. Gene Ontology annotation, biological process: regulation of transcription by RNA polymerase II. The coding region runs from base 6 to 6020 and encodes 2004 amino acids.